AUGUCGCCAAGUAAGCCCUUUGUCCUCUUCUUCAACCCGGUAAAGCAUGCUAGGCCUUUCUACGAGAAGCUACAAGAAGUUGCCCGCACGGAAGUCGUUACCAGCAAGACCAGGGAGGAGUUUUUCAAGGAUGUCAAAAAUAAGUACAAGGAUAUAUUUGCCAUAUACCGAACAUCCGCUAGUGGCGCUGUGGCCGGUAAAUUUGACGCGGCGUUCAUUGAGCGUUUGCCGCCAAGCUGCAAAUACAUUUUCCAUAACGGCGCUGGAUAUGACCCCAUCGACACAAGUGCCUGUGCCAAGAGAGGCAUCAUUGUCACCAAUGCUCCCGACCCAGUGACUGAUGCAACCGCCGACCUGGCAGUCUUUCUCUUGCUAGGUUCCUUACGGCAGCUAAACCCAUCAAUUUUCUCUCUACGUGCAGGGAAUUUCAAACGAGGAGUCGACUUUGGCCACGACCCCCAGGGCAAGACCCUGGGUAUUCUCGGAAUGGGUCGAAUCGGCCGCGCAAUCAAACACCGCUGUGAUGCUUUCGGAUUAAAGACAGUAUACCACAACCGAAACCCUCUGUCGGUUGAGCAGGCUGCAGGUGCCGAAUAUGUUUCCUUCCAGAAGCUACUCACGCAGAGUGACAUCAUCAGCCUCAACGUUCCUCUGAACCACAACACCAAGCACUUGAUUGGGGCAGCAGAAAUCGCGAAAAUGAAGCCCGGUGUGGUCAUUAUAAACACAGCUCGAGGUGCCGUCAUCGACGAGGCUGCCAUGGCUGACGCACUCGAGAGCAAUCAUAUCGGUGCUGUAGGUUUGGAUGUUUAUGAACGGGAGCCCGAGAUCAAUGAGAAGCUCAUGAAGCAACAACGUGCUCUGAUGGUGCCACACGUAGGAACCCACACGGUCGAGACACUGGCAAAGAUGGAGACUUGGGCAAUGGAGAAUGCGCGACGGGCGAUCCUCGGCGAGCCGCUCCUGUCACCCGUACCGGAGCACCAGGGGCUUAUUUGA
Messenger RNA from Penicillium odoratum, 999 nucleotides. Its product is annotated as D-mandelate dehydrogenase-like dehydrogenase. NCBI's taxonomy places the organism in Eukaryota, Fungi, Ascomycota, Eurotiomycetes, Eurotiales, Aspergillaceae. Gene Ontology annotation, molecular function: glyoxylate reductase (NADPH) activity; NAD binding; hydroxypyruvate reductase [NAD(P)H] activity. The record is from RefSeq and is a predicted model, not a curated record. Gene Ontology annotation, cellular component: cytosol. The transcript is spliced from 3 exons. Bases 1 to 999 code for a protein of 332 amino acids.